Pleuronectes platessa (European plaice) is the source of this 1925-nucleotide messenger RNA. It is a transcript of the gene galr1b, whose product is annotated as galanin receptor 1b. Gene Ontology annotation, biological process: neuropeptide signaling pathway. Gene Ontology annotation, molecular function: G protein-coupled peptide receptor activity. The transcript has 3 exons. Gene Ontology annotation, cellular component: membrane. NCBI's taxonomy places the organism in Eukaryota, Metazoa, Chordata, Actinopteri, Pleuronectiformes, Pleuronectidae. The coding region runs from base 1 to 1077 and encodes 358 amino acids. The record is from RefSeq and is a predicted model, not a curated record.
AUGCUGCUGCCGGGAAACGCGUCCUCCGGCUUGGAUUGGGUCGCGGGGAUGAACCAGUCGGAGGUGCAGGACGGGGGUUCGAGUCCGGAGGCGGUGGUGGUGCCGCUGGUGUUCGGGCUGAUCUUCGUGGUGGGGCUGGUGGGGAACAGUCUGGUGAUGCUGGUGAUCUGUGGGGUGAGGUGCAGCGGCGCCAGGGGAGGAGGAGGGAAGCGAACCGAGAGCACCACCAACAUCUUCAUCCUGAACCUGAGCGUCGCGGACCUCCUCUUCCUCCUCUUCUGCGUCCCGCUGCAGGCCACCGUCUACUCCCUGCCGCAGUGGGUGUUCGGCUCGUUCCUCUGCAGCUUCGGUCACUUCUUCUUCACCGUGUCCAUGCUGGUCAGCAUCUUCACGCUGGUCGCCAUGUCCGUGGACCGCUACAUCGCCGUGGUGCGCUCCAACCAGUCUCCGUGCGUCCGGAGCCGCAGGAACGCGCUGGUCGGGGCGUGCGUCAUCUGGACGCUGUCGGUGGCGUGCGCGGUGCCGGUGGCUCAGCACCAGAUCCUCACCAGCCACUUCUCCGCGCCCAACAGCACGUUCUGCUGGGAGCAGUGGAGCGGAGCCUCCAGACGCGCGUACAGAGUGUCCAUCCUGCUGCUCGGAUACCUGCUGCCGCUGCUGCUCAUCAGCUGCUGCUACACCAGGGUUUUGUUUCAUCUUUACAAAAAAAUGAAGACUAUGUCACAGAAGUCUGAGAGAGUCAAAAGGAAGACGACUCAGAUUGUUCUCCUGGUCAUCGGCGCCUUCACCAUUUGCUGGAUGCCUCAUCACAUCAUCGCCAUGUGGGUGGAGUUUGGCACCUUCCCUCUGAAUGACGCCACCUUCGCCUUUCGUAUCGUGUCCCACUGUCUGUCCUACGGGAACUCCUGCAUUAACCCCGUCCUCUACGCUUUCAUGUCCGAGAACUUCCGCAAGUCCUGCCGCAAAGUCUUCACCUCCCACUUCCUGUGUCCACCAGCUCCUCAGGGUAAAGUGGUUCGAGUCCCCAUGGAGAACUUCUCCUCCACAACCAACGUGGGAAUGAGUGUGAUCAGAUAAACCACGGGAGCACAGAUCAAACAGCAGGGGGAGCUGUUUCUCUCUAAUCUGGUCGAGUGACAACAGGAAGUGGAAAUAAUGCAAAGUUCAGGUAGAAUAUUUUAAGCCAAUAAAUAAAAAAGAUCAACUCAAAUUUUUCAGUUUAAAACCUCCAAACAUGGUUAAUGUGUAAUUUAUCAUUUGUUACAAACUAACCUGACUGAUCACAAGAAAACAAUUUCGUAAACUGUUUUCUAUGCAUUUUCUAUAUAAAUAUGUAAUUCAUAUUAAAUAAUCAUAUUAAACACAUUUUUUAUACACUUUUUUAAUAAUCACCGAAUUCUGUUGGUGAGACUCAAAGUUUGUUUUGUUUCUGAUCAGAUUCAGUUCUUAUCUAUAAUUAUCAUCAUGUCUCAAGUUUCGAGUUUUGUUUUAAAAGUUUCUGAUUCAUCACAUGAUUCAUUCCGAUGACUCAGCAUGUUUUUCUGUAUUAGUGUCUCUGUUUAUUAAAUUAUUUAUUAUGAUGAUGAGUAAAUUAUCAGUCAGGGAUCGAUAUAAUAUCUUUAGAUAUUAAAUAUUUAGAUAUCAACAUUUUAGACAUAAAUGAAUGCAGAUGAGUGAACCUAAUUGAUAAUUGAUAAUUGACCAUAACUCAUCAUAAACGGAUCAAAUAUUAAUCAAAUAUUGAUCAGAGAACAGCUUUGAUUUACAAACUGAUUUAUUUAUUUAGAGUUUGACAUUUGAAUUUGUUUGGUGUUUUUAUUUGAAGUUUGAAAUGUGUGAACGGAAUUUAAAACACCUGUGUGUGUGUUUUGUGGAACUGAGACUCACUGCUGUCACACAAUGUAAUUCUUGAUCUGACCAUCAGA